This is a messenger RNA of Hyaloperonospora brassicae, 1767 nucleotides long. The record is from the annotation of a GenBank genome assembly. NCBI's taxonomy places the organism in Eukaryota, Oomycota, Peronosporomycetes, Peronosporales, Peronosporaceae.
AUGUGGGUUCACCGUGUUGCGACACUGUCUGUGGUCUGUCUACUAUCGUUGCCAUUUGCUGUCGCGAUUGUCACCAGAUCGGGCCUCAAUGGCUGGUACAAGUGUUCUGACGUCACGUUUUCCGACGCGGGGAACUCAAGUGGCAUGAUCGCAGAGUGUGCGGUCUACAGCGCGCCGUUAUGCUACCCCGGCAUCUGUGAGACUCCAGCGUCAGUGGACUCAACUGUCGACAUCUUUGUCAAGAGAUUCCCCGCCACGUCUGGAGACCCUGCUACUGCAUCGAAUGUGUGGCUUCUCCAAGGCGGUCCUGGGGACUCGUCGACCGGAUUGGAAUCGAUCAUAAGCUAUCUACACUAUGAACUUGAAGGACAAGUCAACGUUUACACGAUGGACCAUCGUGGCACGGGUCGCAGCACGCGUCUGGACUGUGUGGCAGCUCAGGCCGCCACCACUGGCUCUCCGUUUGGCGAUCUCUUUGAUCUGUCUGAAGUGGAUGCAUGUGCGCAGGAUCUUGAGUACAAAUACGGCAACUUGGCUUCAUUUUCCAUCACGAGUGCUGCCACGGACGUUGCAACCUUCAUCGCCAAAUUCACGAACGGCAAGAGUACGAUUGUGUAUGGUACUAGCUAUGGGACGGCAUUAGUAGAGCGACUCAUGCAUCUGGAAACCCCGACGGUAGUCGGCUAUGUGCUGGACGGUGUUUAUACGACCUCGUUAGCGGCAAAGGACAAAUUCCCGUAUUUUUCGAAGAGCCAAGGUGACUUUGGAGAAGUAGGCGGUGCUUUCCUCGAUCUGUGUGUCAACGACGACAUCUGCAAUCGUCACUUCACGAAUACAAGUUUGCGUGCUUCCCUGCAACAGCUCAUCAAGAAAUUCGACAUGGAACCCAACUCGACGUGCGCUCAGCUAGUAAGCACGAAAGGUGCCCAGACCCCUGACCCACCGUCCUUUUCGCUCCGCAUUACUCUCGGCUUGUUGAUGACCAUACGAACCAUGCAAGCGGCCAUUGCACCAGUCGUCUACAGACUCAGUCACUGCGCGGAAGAAGAUGUCAUUGUUAUGACGCAGUUCCUCACGGUUUUCAAGGCGCUCUUCGAAAUGAAACCCCAGGAUGAAGCGUAUUUAUCUACCCUCCUGUACAACUUGAUCGUCUUCUCCGAAAUGUGGGAGACACCGGCACCGUCUUUUGAAGUGAUGAAGAAACGAAUGACGGAUGCGCCAAUGUUCCAAGGUUCGUUCAGGGUGACAACCAAGGAACAGUACGAGGAUAAUUACCUGUACUGCGCUUUUUCCAAAGAAAAGUAUCCGACCUGUGACGAGCUGAAGCUGGGCAGCAAUACGACAAGCGCUAUCGUCUACGACCACGACCGAUACUGGAACACAACAUCAGUCAUUCCAAGCCGUGCGAGUGUGUUGAUACUGAGUAGCAAAUUGGAUGCCCAGACACCUCACAAGUAUGCCGAGGCUCUGUUCGAAGGACUGGUGGGCUCCAACAAAGAAUUGGUGACUUUCGAGUAUGCUGCUCAUGGCCUUCUCCAGUCGACCGAGCUUGCUGAAAAAGACGGGAUCAUUGAAGUAUGUGGAGUGAAGUUGAUGGCGUCUUACGUCAAGAAUGGUGGGAAUCUCAAGAGACUGGACAAGACGUGUGUGGCCGAGAUGCCGGCACUGAAUCUGACGCUACCGAUGGACUUCCUGACAAGAUUUUUCGGCACAGAAGAUGCGUACGACGGGCGCACGACAAGAGCUAGCACCCCUCCAUCUGUGUAG